CGCGGUGAUGCUGCGUAUCAGUAACGCUUCAUGUUUUAUCGCCCGUUUCGGCGGUUCCCUUUCUGCGUCAUGGAUUCCGCCCUCUCUUCGCUGUCCGCCACGUGGACGCUAUUUUAUUUUUUCUCAUACACUGCGACACUCAAUAGUUAAUGCGGGUUCUUAAUAUAUUCCCCGUAAUUAAUUCCCGCUCUUUCUUUCAAUUCCUUUCAACUGUAAUGAUAAUGAUGAGCGAAUAAAAAAAACGUGGCCUCUCAUGGAAUGAAUAAUAUCUCUGUCCCGCUUUUAACUAAUUGCGGUUUGGCGGUCGGCAACGGGAUAUUGCAUUGCACUGGUGCUUAAUUGCUGCGAUUUCCCCUCUUGCACAUUCUCGGUGGAGUUUAUACAGGAAAACCCUCACACCUUCGCACCAAAAUUUAGGGUUUCGAUUCUGUUCAUUGCCUUCUAAUCAAUCUCAUGCGUGCCUAUCAAGUUUAAGCAACGCGCGGCAAUGGCGUACAAGUUUUGAGCCCACCCUGGCCCCUUCUUCUUCUAUAUUUUCGCAUUCAUAUAAGACUGCCAUUGCUCAUUGAUCUUUACUCAUUUUGGAUCGUCUCGAUAUUAUUUACUCUGCACCGGCUGCUUUUUCGUUCGUGCCCGGGUGCUUGUUGAUUCAAGGUGAAAAUCACAGAGAGUAUAGUCAGAAAAUCUGGUUUACUAUAAUGACAAAUUUUCCAUGCUGCAAUACUUGAACUUCUCUGAAGAAAGCCAUUUUUGAGAUAUCAGUUGAACUAUACAUAUAUUCUUUAGGUGAUGAGCAUGGCUUGGACGUCAUAUGUCAUUCUUUCUGUGUAAAGAUAUGUGUCAAGGUUGCCAAUAUAGUGGACAAAGAUGAAAAUUGUUGCUCUUUUUACUUCUGCUGGAAUUAAUAUUGGCAUCUGUGCGGUGCUUCUUUCACUUUAUUCGAUAUUAAGAAAACAGCCUGGCAAUGUUAAUGUAUACUUUGGACGGAGGCUGGCCUCUAAACGGUCAAGACGCACUGAUCUCUGCUUGGAAAGAUUUGUUCCUUCCCCUAGCUGGAUAUUGAAAGCAUGGCAUACAACUGAAGAUGAAUUAUUGGCUGUUGGUGGCUUGGAUGCUGUGGUUUUUAUCAGGAUAGUUGUAUUCAGUCUUAGAGUUUUUUCCAUUGCGGCUAUCAUCUGCACUGUUCUGGUGCUUCCAGUAAAUUACUAUGGCCAGGAAGGAAAACACAAGGAUAUUUCUUUUGAGCCACUGGAAGUAUUUUCCAUUGAGAAUGUUAAAGAAGGCUCAAAAUGGCUUUGGGCGCAUUGUCUGGCAUUAUACAUCAUAACUAUUGCUGCUUGCGCUCUUAGUUAUUUUGAAUUCAAGGCCAUUACUAAUUUGAGGCUAGUGCAUAUUAUUGGGUCACCUCCAAAUCCAAGUCACUUUGCAAUUGUUGUGCGAGGAAUUCCGUGGUACCCAGAAGUUUCAUACUAUGAAACUGUGAGAAAAUUUUUCUCAAAUUAUCAUGAAUCAACAUAUUUGUCGCACCAAAUGAUUUAUAAGUCUGGAACUGUGCAGAAAUUGAAGGAUGAUGCAGAGCUGAUGUAUAAAUCAAUAAAGGGUAGUUCAUUUGAUCAGAGAUGUAAGCCUCAUCUUCCGCAAUGCUUCUGUGGAGGGCCUAGAAACUCUUUCAAGAUGAUUUCUAAUGAGAUAGGCAGCAUACAUGGGAGAACAGCCUAUGAUGACGUGAAUAUAGAUGAAAGAAAAAAGGAGUGUGCAGCUGCUUUUGUGUUCUUUAAAACUCGGUAUGCUGCUCUUGUGGCUUCACAAAUUCUUCAAACAUCAAAUCCAAUGUUGUGGGUUACCGACCGAGCUCCUGAACCACAUGAUAUUUACUGGUCAAACCUUUGCAUACCUUAUAGGCAACUUUGGAUCCGUAAGAUAGCAAUACUUGUGGCUUCUGUCGUCUUCAUGCUCAUGUUCCUUAUUCCUGUCACAUUCGUGCAAGGCUUGACUCAACUGGAUCAUCUUCAGGAAUCACUCCCUUUUCUGAAAGGGAUACUUGAAAAGAAAUAUGUGGGCCAGAUAGUAACUGGAUACCUACCAAGUGUGAUUUUGAUUUUGUUUCUGUAUGUUGUUCCUCCAACGAUGAUGCUAUUCUCAGCAAUUGAGGGGUCUAUUUCACGUAGCAGAAGGAAGAAAAGUGCAUGCUACAAAGUUUUGUUCUUCUUGAUCUGGAACGUGUUUUUUGUUAAUGUUUUCACCGGGUCUGUUAUCAGCCAGCUCUCAGUCUUUAACAGGAUAACGAACCUACCUGAACAACUUGCCAAAGAAGUGCCAGCGCAGGCCACCUUCUUCAUAACCUAUGUUUUAUCAUCUGGUUGGGCAAGUUUGGCAAGUGAACUUAUCCAAAUUUGUUCUCUCUUCUUGAUUUGGUUCCAGAGAUAUAUACUCAGAUGUAAGGAUGAUUCACUGAUGGGCCCUCCAUCUUUUCCAUACCAUACCGAAACCCCAAGGAUUUUACUGUUUGCAUUCCUCGGGUUCACCUGUUCUAUUCUAGCACCCCUAAUAAUACCCUUCUUACUGAUUUACUUCUUCCUUGGUUACCUUGUUUACAAAAACCAGCUUAUCAACGUGUAUGUUACAAAAUAUGAUAGUGGCGGAGAGUUUUGGCCCAUUGCUCAUAACACAACAGUGUUUGCAUUGAUCUUCACUCAAAUAGUUGCUCUUGGGGUGUUUGGCAUGAAACGCUCAACUGUUGCAUCCGGAUUUACCGUUCCUUUGCUGAUUCUUACUAUUCUAUUUCACGAGUACUGUAGGCAGCGAUUUCUCCCAAUAUUCAAGGACAAUUCAACUCAGGUUCUUAUUGACAUGGAUAGGAGAGAUGAGCAUGCUGGAAAGAUGGAAGAAAUAUAUGAUCAGUUGCAUGCAGCCUACUGCCAGUUUACUUCGGCAACGCCUGACUCUGAUUUUUCCACUAAUACGCGUGGCCAGGACUUGGAGGGGUCAAAUCAGGUUUCAGAAACUUCGGAGACAGGCAACCCACAGCCAAAACGAUGAAUCAUGACCAGUACAUGGCAGUCCAGCCACGGCAAUUUCAGUAAUUGAUGGGAAUUAAUGAGUUUCUUUUUUUCUCGCCCUUAAAUGCUGGGAGUUGCCGUGCCAUGCCCGCUAAGGUGGGUGCAUCAAGUCGUCAAGCUUCUGUGUCAGUCAUGGUAAAUACCAUCUCAAGACACUUACACUAGUGAAAGGAAAAAAGCGGGAAAUAGAUUUUGCCGUAGGUAAGUUCUGCGUCCCAGUAAUCAUAUCGCAUCCAUCUCCACCGUGUGCUUCCUCUUAAUACUUAGGUUCUAUAGCUUGCAGAAUGUACAAAAUUCUUUCGCUGUAAAUAUUAUUCAUCAGUAUAGUAGUGAGGAAGGCUGCUUUAUGUUGCGUCACGCCGACAUAUGUAAAUGAAGGGCCUUAAGCUCAACACAGGGAGACAAAUUCUAGUUAUGUUGCUGCUCUUUUUCAUUUUUUUUUUGGGUCAACCAUUUUUUGUUGUUUUAACAAGAAGUCACCGUUAAUGUAUGAUUGUACUUAGUUGGUCAAAAAUGUAUUGUUGUACGUAAAUAUUAUUCCAAAUGCGCUUAUAAAGAUCGUUUAGGUGUGAGAAUUUUAAUUUGUAUGAAUAAUAUUCUCCGUCUGCACUUUUGCUAAGA
Molecule: messenger RNA, 3680 nt
Organism: Prosopis cineraria
Lineage: Eukaryota; Viridiplantae; Streptophyta; Magnoliopsida; Fabales; Fabaceae
Product: CSC1-like protein RXW8
Exons: 12
Coding region: 868-3039 (723 amino acids)
Cellular component (GO): plasma membrane
Molecular function (GO): calcium-activated cation channel activity
Source: RefSeq, a predicted model, not a curated record